Molecule: messenger RNA, 1635 nt
Organism: Diabrotica balteata
Lineage: Eukaryota; Metazoa; Arthropoda; Insecta; Coleoptera; Chrysomelidae
Source: the annotation of a GenBank genome assembly
GCAAUGUUUUUUGUAGAUGUGACUGCAGUGUUUUGUAGAUUAAAUUUAAAAUAGAUAUAAUUUAUCUCUUUUUUAAUAGAUAAAGACGAGACUAUAAAGUUUUAAUAUUUGGACAAUAUUUGAUAAAACUGUGUUACCGUUACCUACAUCCUCAUUUAUAGCUAGUUAGUAUUUCUGGAUAGUGCAAAAUGUCAUAUAUUCUUACCGAGGAAGUUAAAUCUUGGAUUCAACAAUCCAUGGGUAGUGAAAAUUGUAUCAUCACCAUAGAAAAUACGACCCAGAAAGGAGAAGGUUACGUUGGAGAAUUUAUUUUUGCAAAAGUUGAACUUCCGUCCAGUGAAGGUAUGGUUACACACGACGGAACUGUAUAUAUAGCUUUAAAACGUAAUAGUCAGAAUCCAGCAAUUCCAAAACAAUUUCCAGUAAUGCACGAAAUUUGCCGAAGGGAAGUUUACUUUUAUGGUGUUAUUUUUCCAGCAUAUCAAAAGUUUUAUAAAAAUAAAACGCUGCGAGAUGACUUUUAUAUAGUUCCAAAAUGUCACAAAGCAUUUUUGGAGGACAAAAAUAACGUGAUUAUUUUAGAAAAUCUUAAAAGAAAAGGUUAUGUGCUGCAUCAAAGAGACAAACCACUAAACUCUGUUCAAAUCAAAUUGUGUUUAAAAUCUUACGUCAAAUUACAUGUUUUGGCCUUUGCAAUGAGAGAUCAAACUCCAAAAGAAUUUAAGAUAAUUUCUGAAGACUUGUUUUCUUUGAUGAAAGAAGCAUUCGAUCAUUUUAAACUAGUCAUUGAGAGUAAAUCAAUUGUUAUAAUCGAUGCAUUAAAAGAAGCCGGAAGAGAAGACUUAUCAAUUAGAUUUGAAAAGUUUAACAAAGAAAAAGCUAUUUUCAAUCGUCUUAUUGAAGUUGCCGAUGCUACUACAGAUGAGAAAGUAAUUAUUCAUGGUGACUGUCAUAAUGGUAAUAUGCUGUUUCUAUUUAAGAAUAACGACAGAAGUAACCCCCAACAUGUAGCUCUGAUUGAUUUCCAGGGAACGUGUCUUCAUUCACCUAUACUGGAUAUCUCAGCCUUUCUUUAUUGGAACUUAUCAAGUGAAGACUUUCUACAAUUCGAAGAAUUUUUAGAAUUUUAUUACAGCCAAUUAUCAUCUCUUUUAACAGAACUAGGCAGUGACAUAAAUAAAUUGUUUCCAAAGCAUGUUAUGCAAAAACAUUUAAAAAAAUUUCUUCAAUUUGGAUUUUGUAUAGUAGUACCGUUCUUGGAAUUUCUUUAUAUCGAGAAUGAGGACGCACCUUCGUUGAUCGAUGAGAAUACCAAUGAGAUAUUGGGAGGUCUUAAAGACGUUAAGUUAAAGUCAAGGGAAGAAUACUUAAGGCGUCUUGUUUCUACAGUGGAUAGCUUUUUUAAUAGCGGAUAUGUAUAAUGUUAUAAAGUACUAAAAUAGUAUUUUACAAAUAUUAAGGACCAAAGUGACUUAUUUUGACCAAAUUACAAUAAAAUAAAUGAAGACAAAGUGGUAUUUUCUAGUUCUUUUUGUUAAAAAUGGACUUUCGUUUCAAAACAAUUCAUUACCAUACAAACAUUUCUUUUGUAGUACUAAAUAAAAAGAUUUUGAAUAAAAUUUAAACACGUCAUUC